Labrus mixtus (cuckoo wrasse) is the source of this 891-nucleotide messenger RNA. It is a transcript of the gene emx1, whose product is annotated as empty spiracles homeobox 1. The record is from RefSeq and is a predicted model, not a curated record. The transcript is spliced from 3 exons. Gene Ontology annotation, molecular function: DNA binding; DNA-binding transcription factor activity, RNA polymerase II-specific. The coding region runs from base 191 to 886 and encodes 231 amino acids. Gene Ontology annotation, biological process: central nervous system development; regulation of DNA-templated transcription; brain development. NCBI's taxonomy places the organism in Eukaryota, Metazoa, Chordata, Actinopteri, Labriformes, Labridae.
CAGAAUCCAUCCGAGUGCGCACGGAGUCCAUGGAUCAGAGCAAUUUGCAGCACUGUUGAGUUUUGUAGCAGCGAAACACCCCUCAAAGAAAACCCCUUCAUCUUUAGUCAUGACGCUUCUCUGAGAGGGAGGCUUUAACUUUUCCAACUUAUUUUUAAGGUUUUUUGGUUUCUUCUUCUUCAGUCCAAAGAUGAUGUUCUCGUCUGCAGGAAAGCGCUGCUUCACUAUCGAGUCUCUGGUCGCCAAAGAGAACCCUCUAACUCCGGAGGAUCCCAUCCGUCCCACCGCGCUGAGCUACUCCAACCCGGCGACAGAUGUUUUAAUGAACAGUUACCAGGCUCCACAGGCCCGCUCCCUGUACCAGACCCCGGACCUGGUGUUCCCAGAGAGCCACCCCUCCCUCACCGUGGCCCCUCACCAGCUCGGAGGAUCACACCUCCAGCAUCCGCACUUCUUCGGGACGCAACACCGAGACCCGCUCAACUUCUACCCCUGGGUGCUACGGAACAGGUUUUUUGGACACAGAUUUCAAGGUAACGAUGUGUCCCAGGACAGCCUGCUCCUCCACGGUCCGUUCGCCAGGAAACCCAAACGCAUCCGGACGGCCUUCUCGCCCUCGCAGCUCCUCCGCCUGGAGAGAGCCUUCGAGAAGAACCACUACGUCGUCGGAGCCGAGCGGAAGCAGCUGGCGAACGGCUUGAGUUUGUCUGAAACACAGGUGAAGGUGUGGUUCCAGAACAGGCGGACCAAGUACAAGCGCCAGAAGCUGGAGGAGGAGGGACCGGAGAGCCAGCAGAAGAAGAAGGGAAACCACCACAUCAACAGAUGGCGGCUCGCCACCAAGCAGGCCAGCUCCGAGGACAUCGACGUGACCUCAGAGGACUAAAAAAA